UUUUAAUUUGGUUAUUUUUGGUAUGAUUGUUGUCAAAACGGUGUUCAGAUAGUUAUUUUAGUUGCGUCAAUUGAUAGUGCAACCUCUUUAAAUCUUUAGGAGUUCUCGCAUGAAAGAAACAUUUUCUUUUGUUUCUCUUAAAGUGGGACAAGAAGUUCAGCCCUGGUUUAACUGCAUUUGUUGAUGUGGACUACUAUUUCUGUUCCAGAAAGUUUGAAAUUAGACUGUAGUGCAUUGUGUGACACAUUCUCUGAGUGUGCACAGCUCAGGUAGACUGACAGUUUAGUUGAUCAAUUUCUUUCCCUGCAACUGGAAUAAUUCCGUUCAGCUUUGUUGAAGUUGCAAAGUUGAUUUUCUAACGGGUUUUAUUUCCAAGACAUGGUACUUACCUGGAACCUUCUUCACAAAAGUCUGAUUUGUUCUCUAAAGAUACAAGUUGCCCUGAACAAGUGUGAAAUCAUCUGUGUGACUCGUAAUACAAUAAAAAAUAACUUGGGUGAAAAAGUAUGUUUCCGAUUGCCACCUUGCUUUGCAAAUCCAGGUCCCAGAAAGAGAGUCAGUAGCAGACUGUAGCCACAUUUUCAUUGUACUUCAGACAAAACCAUGAAAGCAUAUUCAGGUGUUGAAAACGUUCAGUAAUCCAUCACGAAAAGUAGAGAAGAAUCCUAGGACCUGGGAAUGAUGUGUGUUUACUACAAAGAGUUUCCACUAGUUUGAGGUUUGAGAUGCUGGCUACAGAUCUGUUCAUGUUGAAUUAGUUAGAGUGUAGCCCACUCUAAUAAAGAGUACCCUUCUUAAAAGGUCACAUAUUUAGUGCUAGUUAGCUCUGGAAUGUUGUGGUUUGACUACAGUUAAUCAACAUUAUGCACCACAGUGCUGUCUAUAGUGUAUUAAUUAUGGUAAUAACCUGCUGCUUUGGUAUGUACGCAUAAGUUUUCACUUGGAAAGUCACCACUAUAGCCUGAGGUAACAGUGAUAUAUUCCAAACUUAAAAUAUUGAGCCUCAAAAUUAAUGCUUUUAAGUUGUAGCCCCAACUGGAGAAUCGGUCAACGUUUUGAAACAUAAAAAAACUUAUUCUUUCCCUUUCUAAGUGGAACAUUUCUAGUAUAUGAUCAAGUCUUGACACAAGUGCACAUUUAUACAAAAUUAUUUUGCUUUUGUAGAAUCCUAUAGUAGUGAGUAACUUAAUAACAAGCAGCUACAGGAGGUGCACAAAUCAACUAUCUUGAUUUCCAUGACUACCAGGAGACAAACCAUGUCAAAUAAUCAGGAGAUGCCAGUCGGCAGCGAAUCAGAUUUACUGACGAUCGGGUCUGCAAGAGUCACCUCCUGAGCUGCUGUCCACAUGAUAUACUUUCUGGAACGAGAAUGGACCUUGGAGAGUGCACAAAAGUUCAUGACCUUGCACUGAGAGCAGACUAUGAAAUUGCCUCCAAAUUAAAGGACCACUUUUUUGAAAUGGAUGCCAUGGAUCACCUACAAUCCUUCAUCACAGACUGUGACAGAAGAACAGAAAUUGCAAAAAAACGUUUGGCAGAAACCCAAGAAGAAAUAAGUGCAGAGGUGGCAGCAAAGGCUGAGCGAGUUCAUGAACUUAAUGAGGAAAUCGGGAAGCUGCUUGCCAAAGCAGAACAGUUGGGAGCAGAAGGAAAUGUUGAAGAAUCCCAAAAGGUCAUGGAGGAAGUUGAGAAGGCACGAGCCAAGAAGAGGGAAGCUGAGGGGGACACCAUUGCUUCUCCUUCCUCCAGUGCAUUCUGGGAGGUUUAUCGGAAUUCCAUGCCAGCCUCCAGCUUCCAGCAGCAGAAGCUGCGAGUCUGUGAGGUGUGCUCGGCAUACUUGGGUCUUCAUGAUAAUGAUCGACGCCUUGCAGACCACUUUGGUGGCAAACUUCACCUGGGAUUCAUUGAAAUUAGAGAGAAACUGGAAGAACUACAGAAACUUGUUGCUGAGAAACAGGAGAAAAGAACUCAAGAGCGUCUGAAACGAAGAGAAGAAAGAGAAAAGGAGGAAAGAAUGAAAAGAAGGACCAGAUCUCGCAGCCGGGAUCGUAAAAGAUCAAGAUCAAGGGAACGCCGUCGACAUCGAUCCAGGUCUGCAUCCCAUGACCGACGCAAACGUUCCCGCUCUAGAUCAAGGGACCGGCGUCGUCGACACAAGUCUCGAUCUGGAAGCAGAAGCAGAAGCCGCAGUCACCACCGCAGCAGGCAUAGCUCAAGAGACAGAGAACGAGAGAGAGACCGGAGCAGAGAGAAAAGCUCUAAACGAAAGUCACGAGACCGAGACAGAUCCAGAGAUCGAGACCGAGAAAAAUCAAGGGAGAAGGAUCGCAGGGAGAAAAAGCGUUCCUAUGAGAGUGCUAAUGGAAAAUCAGAACACAGCUCUGAGGAACGAGAAGCAGGAGAAAUCUAACAGACAAAACAUUUUUGGAACUGGGGCAGAAGAUGUCUUUCUGAUUGUUUAACUCAACUAGGGGAGCUCUUGUUUUGUUUUCGGACUUAGAAAAAAAUUCCAGCAGCUAGGUGACUGAUAACUUAAAAAAAAUUAGAUAGUUGAAAAUGUUCAAGAUGUUUUGUCAGUUUAACCAACUGGUUUUGAAGGCAGCAGCUGGAGGUGCCUAGAAUGUACUGUGUGUGCAUGUACCAGCGCUUUAAUGCCACAGACAUUAGGGUUUCUCCUUCCAUUGGCAUGAGGUUGCUGUUUAGUUUUGAAUAAUCAAAUAAUUUGUUUUGCAUUUUUUAAAAGUGUGGAUCCGAAACUCGUGACAUUUUCUUUUCUGAAGCCUAAAUAAAAAGAAGUGGACCCGGUAGCUUUGGGAGUUACUGCUUUGUCACCAAGCAGUUUCUUAUUUGCUUGUUCCUGUUGGUUGUGCUGGCUUUGAUCCUUGUACCUGUGAUAGUUUUUACUUCAGAAAUUUCCCAAAAAUCAUAGUGUUUGUCUGUGUCAAAGUUCCAUUGUUUUUGACAGUGGCAGUGACAUUGACUUUCAACUAUUGAGCAAAAUCUUUCAGAAUUUCUUGCAUUUAGGUCAGAGAAACAGUCCAAAAGUAACCUAGGUGUUUCUCACCAAAAAAAAGUUUCUCUUCUCGCACUCAGAAGAAACUCUCCUCUCUCCCUCUGCAUCAUCCUUCCAUAACAUUGGUGUGUUUGUUAAAUAUUAAUCUGAUAGAACCUUGAUUGUUGUAUUCAGUUACAGCCAGAGAAGUCUCCUUGGUUUGGUUGGAGAGAAAAAAAGUUUUAUUUUUAAUUAACUUAUAUGGUGAAACAAAUUUGCUACCCAUUUGUUAAAUCACCAAAUAGGAUUCAUGAGGUAAAAUUCAACUGCUUCAGAUAAACUUGACCCUUUCUUCACCUUCAUUUCACCACCUCUGCCUUUCCAUUUAUAAAUAAAAUACAAAUUUGACUUGGAAGAUUUUUGCCUAAGUAUAGAUCUGACUGUGCACCAAGACAUUUUUGUAAACUAGAAUCCUAAAUUGUCAAGUUUGUAUUUUGUCUGUAUCUGUACCUUUUAGUAUAAUUAAAGGGGCUUGGUUUUAUUCUUGCAAUUGCUGUGUUAGUUCAGAUUGAAAGGGUCCAAAAGGGAGUUAAUGUGACUUCAGUAGCUAUUUAGGACUGUAUCCAGAAACACCACCAAGAAAAGACUUUACUGGCUUUGUGUGCAUGUAAUCCCAAAAAAAACUUCAGCAUGCCUUCAGCACACCUCUGGAAUACGAUACACAUCCCUGUUAUUUUCUAGUUUUACUCAUGAACUUUUUAUUUUUUGAAAUCAUGCCCAUGAGUAAUGUUUAGUGUUCAUUAUUCACACAAAAAUGGUUCAUUGUUUACCCAAGGAACAGAAAACAAUUUUCCGCACAUUAAAAACAAUUUAUGGAUAUUGUUUUGUAGGAGUUGAGAAUCCUGGGAUUUUUACAUGCUUGUGCAUACAUGGCAUACUCCAGGCAGCUUUAAGGUGUUGUCUGUGGCAGGCACCAGGGUGUCACAGAUCUAAAAUAUACCAGUGUAUUCCAUGAUGAUUAUAUCGCUCAUUUUUGUUUGCCAAUUGUGGUCAUCCCACAAUUACACUGAUUUUAUUUUUUUUAAGUGGUCCACUUUACUUUGAGAAACUGACUUAUGUUCUAUAAGAAUAGUCCGGUGUGAUGUUCCUUAGUAUCCUUAGCAGCAUUAUUUUUCUGCAUUGGGUACUUUGGUUACUAGCUGUUACACUGCUUGCCCCAUCACUUACUAAGUCCUCAAUGGUCAUUUGGUCAGAGAUUUCUGAGUCUACAAUUUACGACCCAAAUAACAAGGUUUUAUUUUAUUCCCCUUUAAUCACUUUUCCUUACAUGAUUUCUUGUCUAUACUUUAUAUUGUUAAUUGAAAACAAUUGAAAUAAAUUUUCUGAAAAACAUUUAAUAAGAGUUUCAAACAAUUUAAGUUUUCCUGUGUUGUAUCAAAUUGUGAUGAAUACUUGUUUGCAAUUAAAACGAACUGAUAUUGUCUUCCUCUGCUGACUUGGUGAGUCUGUUGGAACCUUUGGCCACUUGUGCCUUGUUCUAUUCCACUAAUAAGGUGCAAUGCUGGUUCCAUGGUUAAUUCUACUCCUUUGCAAGUGGUAAACUUGUUCUUGCAGAGUUAAGACGCGUAACAGAAAUGCAUUUGUUUUGCUUUUCCUGGGGUUGAACUGGUUGAUUUUUUUUUAAACUGAGCACACUCCAUUUUAAUUGCUAUUGUAAGGAAUGACUAUUAAGCCUCAUAUGGUAUAAUGGCAACAUUAUUAACCAGAUAUGAGAGUCCAAGCUCUACUGAUUGUUAUCCUUAAAAAACCUAGAAAAUCUAAAAUGGGGGUUUAAAAAAAGAAAACUGGCUUUUUUUGCAAUCAGUGAGUAUAGCUUGAGAUGCUUCCUUGUUCCUUCCUCCUGCAAUUAAUAUUAUUGUACUUUCAAUAGACAAUGUAGUUUCUAUCUUAUUUGUUGAUUAAAUCUAUCUGUACAGUG
Molecule: messenger RNA, 4970 nt
Organism: Stegostoma tigrinum
Lineage: Eukaryota; Metazoa; Chordata; Chondrichthyes; Orectolobiformes; Stegostomatidae
Product: putative RNA-binding protein Luc7-like 2
Exons: 11
Coding region: 1370-2410 (346 amino acids)
Biological process (GO): mRNA splice site recognition
Cellular component (GO): U2-type prespliceosome; U1 snRNP
Molecular function (GO): mRNA binding
Source: RefSeq, a predicted model, not a curated record